This is a messenger RNA of Paramecium tetraurelia, 5628 nucleotides long. RefSeq lists its product as uncharacterized. The record is from RefSeq and is a predicted model, not a curated record. Gene Ontology annotation, biological process: proteasomal ubiquitin-independent protein catabolic process. Gene Ontology annotation, molecular function: proteasome binding; peptidase activator activity. NCBI's taxonomy places the organism in Eukaryota, Ciliophora, Oligohymenophorea, Peniculida, Parameciidae. Gene Ontology annotation, cellular component: cytosol; nucleus. The transcript has 5 exons.
AUGAUAAGCGCCUAUAGAUUUAAUUACGAACAUUUGCCAAAAGAGGUGAAGCUAAAUACUUUUGAUGCCGAGAGAGGCCUAAUUUAUAAUGAGAUCAUUCGCUUGUUAAAGGAUUUUGAAAUGAGUUCUUCAAAGCAUUGGUUUCCGAUUAUGAAUUUACUUUAAAGGUUCAAAUAAAUCUAUUCCUUUUUAAACGAAGAAAGACAGGAGCUCGCAGAGUUGAUUCUUUCGAAGUUGGGAGGAUUGAAAUCAUCUGUAGGACUUCAGAAUGGAUUUAGCCUUGUUUGCACCAUUAUUUAAAAUAAGCAAAAAUACUUGAGUUUAAAAGUUGAUUGGAGAUAUUGGCAUUAAUAUUUACAGGAUAAGUUUAUGACAAACAAAGAUAAGACAAUCACAAGUUAAACAUUCAGUACUCAAUUAUUUAUGCAAUUUUGCUAAUUCCUUAAAACAGUGAAAUAUUACUUUGAUGCUGAUGUUGUUUAAUUUGCAUUCUUAAAAUUUCGUGAAUAUCUAGGGUACUAGGACAAGCAAGUAGCCUGGGCUUACUUGAUGUUGUUUGUCCCUUUUAGAACUGAUAUUCCCUAAGAUGCCUAUAAAGAUUUGAUCAAAUAUUUGAUGGAUCCAUUAUUAAUUUUUGGAGAAAAAGACAAUUGUAGAUUAAAAUUUAUAUUGAAUUAUCUAAGAGUCUACCCUUAAUAAAUGAAUCUGAUGCCGUAAAUGAUGAGAUUUUUUCAUGGUUAUUGGCGUAAUGAUUUGGGUUAAGAUGAUAAAAAUGAAAAAUUGGUUACCAUGUUAUUACCAGAUGACACUUUGGGAGUACCAAGUUUAUUCAAAAUAAUGCCAUAGUUAUUAGUUGAAUUGAUUGGAAAUUCUAAAAGAGAAGGAUAUAAAGAAUACAUGUUAAAUAUGAAAAGAUUAUUUUCUUUGGUAGAUUCUAUUACUUCAGUAUAUUCUUAAUAAACAAUGGAUGAUUAAAUAUUUAAAUUAUUGAAAUUAAUGGUCGGCAAUUUCAUUUAAAAAUAUAGGAGAGAUUAAUUAUUACUAAGAAUUUAUGAGAUGUAAUAAAAUAAAAACUACGAUGAGAAUGUUUCUGAAUCCUUGAUGUAAGAAUUGAUUGAUCAAUUCAACGAUGUGCAUAUUCAAGACUUUAUUGAAAGUGAUAAAUAUAUACUUGAAUUGUUAUUGAUUAAUCCAGAUCAAGGAUACUCAAGUUUUCAGAUAAAUUAUCCUAAUAAAAGAAAUUCAACUAAAAUCCAUGCUACCAAAAUCAAUAUUGAUAAGUUACUACCAUUUUUAUUGGAUGAACAAGCCAAAUAAGAUUUUAUAGAAAUUGUUAUGGAUGUAUUAGACAAGGUCAUUUAUAUGGAGGAUCAAGGAUAUUCAACUGCGAAAACUGUGUUAUAUUUAUCAUGUUUUGAACCAAAAUUAAUUGAUUUCUUUCUCAAUAAAAUGAAAGAAGCUAUCAAUGAUGUAACAGCUCUCUAAUUCAUCACAAUUAAGAGUAUACUCAUAUUUAUGGCUAUUCCAAUUUUAUAAGGAAAAUGUCCUUUUUCCAUUCAUCAUCUAUAGGAAUUCAUGGAUUUGACAUACAAAUUGUUUGAAGUCUAAGGAGUCAGCGAAAAUAUAGAUUCGUUAGAAUUUUACUGUAAGAUAUUUAUGAAUGUUCCCAUCUAUACUCCAGAGGAAUAUAUGGAAUUAUAUGGGGAACACAAUGAACUGUGUCGAUAUUUAAGUGAAUUCGUCUCAGAAGUAUUCAAUUUAGUUAUUAAAAACUUCAACUUGAUUAAGUACAAGGAUGUCGAUUAUGGUUUUGUAUUGCCAAAUCUCAUUAAUAUCUUCUGGCCAUACGUAGCAAAUUCAUCAUAAAGGAUGUUGGACAGUAUUGUUGAUAGAUUAAAAGAACAUCUAGAAAAUCUAGAAAUGCAAGAUCUGAGUGCGAUGGGAGAUUUGAUAGAUUGCAUACUUUAUAGGGAUUCCUCAUUGUUGGAAUAUAUCAUUGAUAUUUGCAUGGAAAAGUUACUCAAAUAGAGAUAAUCUCCUCCUAAAAAACAUUACCUGAGUUUUAUUGUGUAAUUAUCAAAGUAUUCAGAUUAUAUACAACAAUUUGAACCUACUUCAGGUAACAAAUAAUCAAAACUCUUAUGGUUGACACUUCUCGAGAAAUCACUUACUUAUGCUGGUAAAGCUACUUAAAAGCAUGAUAUGAAGAUACAAGCAAUUGUGAUUAAUUACUUAAUGGAUGAAGAAGAUGAGGUCUUUACAAAAGUUAGUGAUAUAAUACAUUCAGUUAUAAUAACAAAUCAAAUCAUUAAAACCAAUAAUUUAUCAUGGUAAAAUCAAAGAUCUCAAUUUUUUAAAAAAGAUUUUGAUUAAAAAACCCUUUAUUAACCUUAAGAUCUUGAAGUUGAAUGGAUUUUACCCACUCGAUAGGAUUGGGAAUACAUAUUUGAUUGGAACAGGAUGUUUAUGUUUGGAGUAAUUGAAGAAUUUGAAAGGACCUAUAUGAAGGAAUAUGAGUAUUAUGAAAUGCCAAGAGACUUCCCGAAACUUAUUGACCUAAUGAUUUUCAGGAACCCUCCCAUGGAUCCAAAUCUUAAGCAAAUUUGUUAUCGUGUGUGGUUCCUUGUUUUCGGGUGUUUUACUGGGUCAUCUCUAUUCACACCAUUUUAACCAUAAGACCUCAUAUAAGGCAGCAAAGGGCAUUUAAAAUUGGAAAAGAUAUAAUAGGAUUAUUUAAAGAGAGUAUGUCCACCCGAAUACUGGGACUUAAGACAGAGACUGGGUACAUUUGCAAUUAAUUCCAUUUGUUAUGCUAUAAACAAUGGAGUUGCCCAUGAUAAAGACAUUAAUGACCUUUUGGUUACAAUAGCAUCAGAAUGCAUCAGUUCAUAAACUUUGAAUUAAGAAUUGCAAUUAGGCAGAGAGUUUAUGGAAGGAUGUAGAUAAUUGAUGUAAGCUUCUUAAUGUAAACUAUAUUUUGAAAGUCGAAUUCAGUGUGUGAUUGAUAUCAACACAUAUCUCUAUCAAAGACAUGUUUUCAUGCUACAUUUACAAGGUAUUCCAAUUGAAUACAAUCAUAUCUACAAUUACAUAAUUGUUCUUUAUUUGUUAGGUCAUUCAGAAUUUAGCAGUCCAUAAUAUUUGUUGCCUUAUUCCGAACGAGCUACUUACACUUUAACUACUGGAGUUAGAAAUAACUUCUUCGAGUACUUGCUGGGGAUCUUAGACUACAACAAUAAAGACAGCAGAUUAAGUAAAAUCAACUAGUUAAGUGAAAGGAGUAAGGAAUACAAAUAGUUAAUUGACUUGUUGCAAGGCUUUAAUUCAGCAGUCUAACAUAUUUCUUCAGAUAUCGAAAUGAGUAUGUCGAUUCAAAAACAAUUGAACUAAUUUAUUAGUGUAAUGGAAUAUGUUGAUAAUCAAAAAUGCAAAUAUUUAAUUAUGGAAUCAUGUGUUCAUCAUCUGGCCAUUCAAUAUGAUGAAAGCACAGUUGUUAUAUCUAAUGAUUAUAAUGAUAGAUUGGAAAUGAUCAAUAAUAGCAUCAGAGCUUUGCAAAGUCAGUAUUUCUGGAAAUGCAAGAUCAUUCAUAGUUUAUCCCUAUUGAAUAACAUAAACAUAAUUAGAUACGUCCCUGAAAAUUGUAUUAAUGCUUAUCGGGAUUUAUGCAUCAAUGACCACGUCACCUUGAAUUAAUUGGGAAGAGCAGGAUUAUUCUACUUUCUUAGAUUGGCCAAAUAAAUGAUCUAUAAAAAACAAUAGGUCAGUAGUUAAUAAUAUGAGCAACAUCUCCCUUUUAAUAAAUUCAUCCAAUAUAGAUAUUUAACAUAGGAAUAAUUGUCAAUUAUAGAAAAAUCCUACUAAUCUAUUUUGGAAUUGGAUGACAUUCUCAAAGCACAAUAACCAAUUUACAGAUCUAAAAUGCAUGAGAAAUAUAUGUUUACAAAAAAUGAUCUCACUAAAGUAACCAUCAUUAAUGACAAUAUCACUCCUUUCAUAAAAGACUUAAGAUAGCUCUUUACUGAUAAAAAAUAUAUGCGAGAGUUUAUGGAAAAGAUAUUGAUAGACAAGGAUGUAGCUCCAACAUCAGAAUUUGAUAUAACAGAUGCUCCAUCAUAGGAAGUGUAAUUUAUGUCAGCACAAGGAAUAACACGAUAUGUCUAAAUCUUUUUCACAUAUAUUUAUGGAAAGAAUAGGAAUAGACAAUCUCCAUUUUCUGCAACCUAAUCCUUCUUCAUGUCAGAUUUCUAUUUUAGAUUAUUUAAGAAAAUGUUUUAAGUCUGUGGCAUAGCUGCAUUUUAUUCAACCAAGGAAGUCAUUGAUGAAUACAUCGAAUAGUUUGAUUAGAGAGAAAAACAACGAUUAGUAAGUUGCUACCUAACAGCCCUUCAUAGAUCAUUAUUAAAUGUUGGUUCCUACAUUUAGGAUUCAUUUAUUAGAAUCCUUCCUAACAUCACCUAAGAAAUAUUCUAUGAUUACCAUUUGGCAUUCUUCUACAUGUGCAGAGACUAAGAUUGGCAAUGGAUUUCUCCAGUUUAUUUGUAGAUGUUGCAAUGUUGUUAGAAUCUCAUUCCUCAAGGAGGAUUCAAGGGUUUAAGAUACAUAUAACUACUGAAAAUUCUCAUUCAAUCAUAAGGUCCAAGAGUGAUAUAAUUGUAAGAACAAAUUCUUUAGUAAUUCAAUUCUAUUAUUUUCACAUACCCAUCUAGUGUUUAUGUUGAAGAAUACACUUGCACUCUUGCAACUACAUUGUUGUAAACCAUUUUAAUACCUAUUCCAAUCGAUGCUCCUUAUUAGGAUGAACAUCUAAUUGCAACUACUGCAAACUUCUAAAUUUGGUACAAUAGUAUUCUUUAGAUGUUUUUCAAAACCUUUAAUGAGUUUCUUUCUAAUAAUUCAUAGAGAGAUAAAGUCAAGUUUCAUCAGGAAUUAUCAGCUAGAAUUUUAGAAUUCAUUGCUAUUAGUAAAUUUGAUAAUUAUUCUUGGAAAUUCAUUGUUGAAGCCAUGAAAAUCAUUUUCCAAAACAAUCAAACAGAUAUUGAUGCUUAGGAGAUUCUAAGAAAAUACAUCGAAUGCGAUUAUGAUGAAAUCACAGAACUACUUGAUAUUGCAGAAUAAAUGACCAAAAAUGAUACCUGGAACAUUAGAAAACGUGCCAACUUCUUCUUGAGGGAUUGGUAUUUCAAAGCCAAAUUAGAAGGAAGCCUAUUAAAUGAUAUACCAAAAUAAUUACUCAAUAUGUUCCAAGACAGCAAUCUGUAAUUGUAAUUCCAGGCUGUAUCCUCACUUGCUGAUUACCUGAAAUUGUACACCAAAUAGGAAUUAGAGGAUUUGUUCAGAUCGGCAUAAGAAAAUAGAGUCUAUAUAUUAAUGAGCAUGUUACUUUCAAGACAAGAUAGAAACUUCAAUUGGACAGACCAGGCAUUAUCUGAGAUAUUUUAAGAAUUGAAAAACAAAAGAAUUUUGUAAGAGUUUGUAUCUGAAUAUUGGAAGAGUAGACAAGACUGGUAGAGAGUAUUCAAAGAUGAAAUCAGUGAAGAAAAUGUUAGAAAAUUGUAGGAAAUUGUAAAUCCACAUCCCUAUUAUGCAUGAUUGUUUAUUAAUAUAAAAGAUGUAAUUAAUGGUAAUAUU